Cynocephalus volans (Philippine flying lemur) is the source of this 1989-nucleotide messenger RNA. It is a transcript of the gene BLOC1S3, whose product is annotated as biogenesis of lysosomal organelles complex 1 subunit 3. Gene Ontology annotation, cellular component: BLOC-1 complex. The transcript has 2 exons. The record is from RefSeq and is a predicted model, not a curated record. Bases 71 to 670 code for a protein of 199 amino acids. NCBI's taxonomy places the organism in Eukaryota, Metazoa, Chordata, Mammalia, Dermoptera, Cynocephalidae.
GGUAAAGACGCCACGCUUCGGCUACAUAGCGGAUCCCGCAGGCUCGGAGCUUCCGUGACCCGCUCGGCGCAUGGCGUCCCAGGGUCAUCGGCGGAGGCCGCCGCGGAGGCCGGAGACGGUGGUGCGGGGGGAGGCGGCCGAGACCGAUUCGGAGCUCUCUGCGUGCUCUUCGGAGGAGGAGCUGUACCUGGGUCCUACGGGCCCGACGCGCGGACGCCCCACGGGGCUGCGGGUGGCCGGGGAGGCCGCGGAGACUGACUCGGACUCGGAGCCGGAGCCGACGGCCGCGCCAAGGGACCUGCCUCCUCUCGUGGUGCAGCGGGAAUCGGUCGGGGAGGCCUGGGGCACGGAGGAGGCCCCGGCAUCCGCCCCUGCGCGCUCGCUGCUGCAGCUCCGACUGGCCGAGAGUCAGGCGCGGCUGGACCACGACGUGGCGGCCGCUGUGAGCGGCGUGUACCGCCGUGCGGGCCGCGACGUGGCCGUCCUGGCUAGUAGGCUGGCGGCCGCCCAGGCGGCUGGGCUGGCGGCGGCCCACAGCGUGCGCCUGGCUCGGGGGGACCUCUGCGCGCUGGCCGAGCGCCUGGACAUCGUGGCUGGCUGCCGCCUGCUGCCGGACAUCCGUGGUGUGCCGGGGACCGAACCCGAGCAAGACCCGGGACCGCGGGCCUAGCAAUGACUCUACUCCCCCACCUGACUCUGCCACUUUCGGGUAGGCCUUGCCGCCUCUGGGACCUGGCUCUGUCCAAUGUGCACAUUAUCACUCCUACCCCCCAUCUUGCUGUCACCCUCGGGGUUAGCCUCGCUACCAUGGAUAGUAUUCUGUGUUGGGCAUGGGUUCAUUCCUUGCUGUGGAGACCAGCUUCCCCCUCCCCUUAGAUCUGAUUCCUUCCCCUAGGCCUGACCCUGCCCCUGGGCCUUGGCAUUGGGGCCUGGCCCUUUCUGAUGAUUCUGAGCCUGACCCAGGAGAUUGGCUCCAGCCCCUGGUGAAUAGCUGCUCCUUGAUGAUUCCACCCGGGGCUCACUGGUCCCCGCGUUUCCUUGAGCUCUGCCUUUCUGAGUUUGGUUUCUGCUCACAGGGGCGUGUCCUGAUUCUUCCCACAGGAACCCCAGGAUCUGGCACAAAUUUCCUGGCAUCUUCCUUCACUUCCUUGGUCCUAGGACCUAUGGUCCUAGUUGCAGUUUAGGAUUUUCCCCCCCUAGACUGGGUCCUUUUUCUGCUCGCCGGGCUUGGCCCUAGUUCACCUCCUGGUUCAAGUUUUUGCUGUGCCAUCUCCUGGCUCUUCCUCCUUGAGCUUAGCGCCCUCCCCUCAGCCUGAUCUUGUUUCCUGCAGCUAUACCCUUAGCUGUAUGGACCCAUCCUGUUUAUACUACCUACCUUGGGCUCUGGCGACUUCCUCAGGCCCAAAAUGAUGCCCCCUCCUGACCCAAGGGGGUCUUCCUCCUGACCCUCCAGGCCAAGAUGAUGCUCCCUCUCAACUCUCCACGCGAAGGUGGCACCCCGCCCCCCCCCCCCCGCCCCCCCGACUCUCUGGACCUAAGGUGAUGUCCUUCAGGCACUUAGGGCCUAAUUCAGCCCGGCCCUGGUGCUUCGCAAUGUGACACUACUUGGCAGAUAAGAACCACCUUCAGGGUGUUCACUGUUGGUUCCUGGGCGCUAAAAGGACUUGGAUUUCUGACUUGCCUCAGGGGCUCUGGUUAGCAGCCUCUUUCUGCUCCCUUCUCACCUGCUCCCUCUUUGGUCCCAGCUCUAAUCCCUCAGCCACAUUCAUACUUACUCCCCUCCCCUGAGCCUAUUCCCUGCCCAUCUCCCAUCCCAGCCUGAAGCUGAGAUCCGAGCCCCUAGGAUGGAGAAAUGGGGAAGAGCUCUCUAUGGCAGAUUCAUUAAAACUCAAAACAUUUCCCAAUAUGGUCGAUUCCUCUUGUCUCUACUUUUAAGUUGGGGUUAGGUUGGUUGGUGGGUUCUCUGAGAAUGGGGGUCCCAAGACUUAU